Molecule: messenger RNA, 2017 nt
Organism: Gordionus sp. m RMFG-2023
Lineage: Eukaryota; Metazoa; Nematomorpha; Gordioida; Chordodea; Parachordodidae
Product: trichohyalin-like
Exons: 2
Coding region: 140-1810 (556 amino acids)
Source: RefSeq, a predicted model, not a curated record
AAAAAAACUAUAAAAGGACUGUUAUUUUAUAAAAUAGCAUCAUUAUUCAUAUUUCAAAAUAUAUUUAUAAAGUUUCAACACCCAAAUAAAAUUUAAUUGCCAAAACAAUUAAUUUUCUGUGACAAAAUAAAAAUUAGAUAUGCGACGGCGGAAUUUGUUCGUUUUUUUCACCAUUUUAUUGGUAUCAAUUUUGAAUAUCAACAAAGUUUUUGGGGAAAAAAUAGAAAAUGGUAACGAUAUAGUAAAGUUAUCUAAUAAGGACUCGGUUGCAUUCUCUACUCCUCAAAAAGAUGAUCGAAAGACCGAUGAGGGGAAGCGGGAGGAGGGAAAAGGUGGAGAAGAUGAUCCACGGAAAAUAUAUGGAGUGGGAUCCGAAAGGGAGGAUAUUAUAAUAACACUUUCAAGUCCACGGCGGGAUGAUGGAAGGAGAGAUGAAAGGAGACAAGAUAAAAAUAGAAGGAGACAACAAACUAUAGAAAGGGAUAUGAUAUACCUGUCAGAUCCCCGAAGAGAAGACAAAAGAAAUGAUGAUAGAAGAAAUGACGAAAGAAGACGAGAUGAGGAUAAACGGCAAGAGAUUGAGGUAAGUUUUAAAAAUGAUAUAAUACCUCUAUACAAUACAGGUUUAAGUGAGGAUGUAAAAAAACAUGUUAUAACUUUGCCAAAUCCCAGACGUACGGAUAGAAGAACUGAUGAUAAACGAAGAGAUGGGAACAGAAAAAAAGUUUCGGAUAUUUAUUUUGAAAAAAACAACCAAAAUGAGAUUGAUGUGACUACUAUGUCAGAACCUAGGAGAGAUGAUAGAAGAAAUGAUGAUAAACGAAGGGAUGAAGAUAGAAGGCGAGAUGAUGAAAGACGUAGAGAAGCAAGCCUACAAUUCAAUGAAGAUAGUGACAUUGUAUCCUUAUCUAGUCCACGCCGAGAUGAUAGAAGAAACGAUGAUAAACGAAGAGAUGAAGACAGAAGGCGGGAUGAGGAAAGACGUAGAGAAGCAAGCCUACAGUUUAAUGAAGAGAGUGAUAUCGUUUCCUUAUCUAGCCCCAAACGAGAUGAUAGAAGAAACGAAGAUAAACGAAGAGAUGAAGAUAGAAGGCGGGAUGAGGAAAGACGUAGAGAAGCAAGUCUACAGUUUAAUGAAGAGAGUGAUAUCGUUUCCUUAUCUAGCCCCAAACGAGAUGAUAGAAGAAACGAAGAUAAAAGAAGAGAUGAAGACAGAAGGCGGGAUGAGGAAAGACGUAGAGAAGCAAGCCAACACAUUAAUGAAGAGAGUGGCAUCGUAUCCUUAUCUAGCCCACGCCGAGAUGAUAGGCGUAACGAUGAUAAAAGAAGGGAUGAAGACAGAAGGCGGGAUGAGGAAAGACGUAGAGAAGCAAGCCUACAGUUUAAUGAAGAGAGUGAUAUCGUUUCCUUAUCUAGCCCCAAACGAGAUGAUAGAAGAAACGAAGAUAAACGAAGAGAUGAAGACAGAAGGCGGGAUGAGGAAAGACGUAGAGAAGCAAGCCUACAGUUUAAUGAAGAGAGUGAUAUCGUUUCCUUAUCUAGCCCCAAACGAGAUGAUAGAAGAAACGAAGAUAAAAGAAGGGAUGAAGACAGAAGGCGGGAUGAGGAAAGACGUAGAGAAGCAAGCCUACAGUUUAAUGAAGAGAGUGAUAUCGUUUCCUUAUCUAGCCCCAAACGAGAUGAUAGAAGAAACGAAGAUAAACGAAGAGAUGAAGACAGAAGGCGGGAUGAGGAAAGACGUAGAGAAGCAAGUCUAGAGUUUAACGAAGAGAGUGACAUCAUAUCCCUAUCUAGCCCACAAACGAGAUGAUAGAAGAAACGAUGAUAAACGAAGAGAUGAAGACAGAAGGCGGGAUGAGGAAAGACGUAGAGAAGCAAGCCUACAGUUUAAUGAAGAGAGUGAUAUCGUUUCCUUAUCUAGCCCCAAACGAGAUGAUAGAAGAAACGAAGAUAAACGAAGAGAUGAAGACAGAAGGCGGGAUGAGGAAAGACGUAGAGAAGCAAGCCAACACAUUAA